Molecule: messenger RNA, 564 nt
Organism: Caenorhabditis elegans
Lineage: Eukaryota; Metazoa; Nematoda; Chromadorea; Rhabditida; Rhabditidae
Gene: T16G12.10
Product: EB domain-containing protein
Exons: 2
Coding region: 1-483 (160 amino acids)
Source: RefSeq, marked reviewed
AUGCUCACUAUAGCUGCUAUCAUCAUGAAGAGCGCCUUGAUAGUUUUGCUUUCAAUCAGCAUUGUUCUUGCUUUUUGCCCCGGAGGGCACUGUAUGUUCUAUAAGAUGCAUGAUUGUCGUGAUGGAUGUCAGAUCGGACAAUAUUGUGAUAGAGGAACUUGUAGACCACCACGCCGUGAAGAAGAUUGGUCUACUCUUCAACAUGACUUCAUGAAGCAUAUGAAAUUCGGAGUAAUCUGCCUUACCGACGAUGAUUGUGGAGAUAAUGCUGUAUGUAUUGGGAGGAAGUGCGUCGUGAAAAAUGGAUUCAGUGGAAAGUUUUCUUUUGGAACUCAAUGUCCAAAUGGAUACAAUUUCGUUGAUGGAAAAUGUGAGCAGAGUAGACAUUUUGCACCAAGUCCAAUGACAUGUCCGAAGGGUACCGUUUGGGUCGGCGGUGUCUGCAAACCUUACAACCGGCAUUCGUUCUUCUCUGAAUACUGAAUAAGCGACUUUGACGUCCAUUAAUGAUUCCAUGUUCUAAAUGAGUUUGGUGUUGCUAUAAUAAAUAUUUUGAAAAUUAAA